UGCGCAAAUAUAUCCUGUAUAUCUUGCUGGUCAACUGCCUACAACCCUUUGCACAAUGUUCAAGCCUUCACAACCGAUGAUGGCGCGGCUGCGCCUGACGACGAAGCAAGUCAAUGGUGGCUACUAUAAAGGAAACCGGACCGGCUCGAUGGGUUACUUCGCGAAGAACGGCUCUUAUGUGAUCGACUGGAAAAAAGUUCGAACUUAUGCUGUCCCCGAGAAUCUGGAUGACUUCAAGCUUACCCCGUUCGUCACGAAACUUAUGGCUCCGACCAAGAGCAAAUACACCCAAGACGUAAUCCAGAAUAGUCGGAUAAUCGAACGUGAACGGGGAUUUAGUGGGAAGGACUACCUCGACCUGUGGGCGUCAGACAACGGACAAGAAGUGCUUGAACAGGAGCGACUCGAACAACAAUCAGCGUCAACUCCCACACCGCGUCAAUAGUCUAUCUCAUUCAAGGGCCAAGGCAUAUCCAUGGGAGCUAGGGCAGGACCAUGAUAUAGGUCUCCUUGAUGAAACCUUCAACCUCGGUCCGGCUUGCAUAGGUGUAGGCUAUCGUUUGUGCAGACCACUCGGCUUUUAUGAGGUAUCACCGCUACGCUUUACCUACUCCCGCUUGAUUUGAACUCUUCUGUAUUAUUAUAUUGUACUUUAUAUACGGUGUAUGGUGAAUAGGUUCGUGCCUGUUUGAGUGGGUCCACCAUCGUAUUUUCGCACAAGAUACCAAAGUGGCAGGGAGACAGAGCACCUUAUGCCUCCUGGAUACUGUCAUUACGUCUCUUGAAAGAUCUUAUCUUCGUUUGUUGGCGUAUUUAUGGGUCUUGCAUCUCAGCCUCUUCCUUUGACUUUCUUCAAACCAUGUCAUAUAGAAAUACUGUUUCUAAAUACUAAAUGAAUUAGAUGAUCUGCUAUAGAGCCAGAACAAGGAUUGACAGUGAUUUGAGGGAAUGGACCAUCGAGCUCAUUUUCG
This is a messenger RNA of Aspergillus alliaceus, 971 nucleotides long. Its product is annotated as mitochondrial 54S ribosomal protein mL41. The transcript has 2 exons. Gene Ontology annotation, biological process: translation. Gene Ontology annotation, cellular component: mitochondrial large ribosomal subunit. NCBI's taxonomy places the organism in Eukaryota, Fungi, Ascomycota, Eurotiomycetes, Eurotiales, Aspergillaceae. Gene Ontology annotation, molecular function: structural constituent of ribosome. The coding region runs from base 56 to 445 and encodes 129 amino acids. The record is from RefSeq and is a predicted model, not a curated record.